AUGAAAAUCCAAAGAAGAAGCCUAGCCAAAGAAAUCAAAGCUCAACGUCCCUUAUUAUUUAAUUAAUCAGGUGUUUCUCCCAUAUGCACAAAAUUGUAUUCGUAAAAAUUAAACGAUUUCAAAAAUGUUGAAUCCUACGUCAAACUUCGAUCAAUGAAAUGUGAUAAGAGUAUAUCGUUGUUAAAUUGUUCUAAAUAAAUAUGUAGAAUAGAUGAACAGAUGCCUUAGGUUAAACGUAUUACUCAAGCAAGAAUUAAUAAUCCUAAUGAAUCCAGAAUACUUACUAGAUAAGUGAUAAAAGAUUGUUUAGAGAAAAGAAAAAGAAGAUUUGAAAGCACAGAUGAAUCAUUCAAAAAUUUAUAUCUCCUCUAAGAUAAAUCGGCUGAGUAAUACUAAAAUUAUCUCAGCAAACAUAUUGAAGAUUCUAUACAGUUAAAGGAAUCUAUCUCCUUUAAUUUGGAUAGACAAUCAAAAUAAUAACUUUACUUCAAGUUAAAAGAUCUAAAUAAAAAUUUAAAUGCCUAUUAAAAAUAAGACUACAGCUAUCCAUAAAAAUUUAAUCAAAUGGAAAUAACAUUACGUAGUACUGUUGAACCAAGCAUUACAGAUAUCUCUCCCUUAACAUUUGUGAAGAAAUAGAAAAUACAAAAAUUAAGGAUAAGCUGA
Paramecium tetraurelia is the source of this 666-nucleotide messenger RNA. RefSeq lists its product as uncharacterized. The transcript is spliced from 5 exons. NCBI's taxonomy places the organism in Eukaryota, Ciliophora, Oligohymenophorea, Peniculida, Parameciidae. The record is from RefSeq and is a predicted model, not a curated record.